AUGGGUCUUGAGCCUCAGCCUUUCCUUCCGUCCAUCACAAUAAUCAGGCUGACGAGUCUGACAACAAACACCACACCAGCGACACUCCUCUUCUCUUCUUCCUCCCAUUUGCAACCCCUGUUGUUUGUUUUUCCAACCCCUCCCCCUGAUCGACUGCACCGGCUGACCCCUACUUCGCUCGUUUCAGCCUGCCCUCAUCGCUGCCUUGGCAAUUUCCCCACUGCCCCCGGGGUCUUAGUCCCUGACGCCAACAGAGCCUCUGUCGCUACGAACACCCCUCCUCCUUACCCACCAUACGGACAAUCUGGAAAUUCCGCACAGCCUUCCCGCUAUGACCUGUAUACCUCCGGUACCUCUACCUCGCAGAGUAAUCCGACCCUCCGCAGGAUGCCGAGCUAUAGUGUAGGGGACGAUGCGGGUCUCUUUGCGCCGUCCCAUUCUCAUAACCCACGACCGACAGACGUAAACGCUCGUUAUUCCGAGUGGGGUGCUGGGGAUUCCCAAGGAGGUUAUAGCAAUGACCGACAGGAGUACGCGGACCAUCCCAGAUAUGCACACCUCCCCUCCGCAACCUCACCCCAAAUUCCUCGCAGUCGCGCUUCCUCGCAGUCCAGCUAUCAGUACCAGUAUACCUCAUCCAUUUCCUCGCCGACCCAGGCGGCGUACAACCCCCAGCAAUACGCCGUCCCUUCGACGCCGUCGCAAUUAAAUUACAACCCCUUGGCAUACUCUAGUGCAAACAACAGCUCAGCCCUAGGACAUCAACCAUACAAUCCAGCCGCUUACCAAACCGCCAGCGUCGCUGGCUACGGCCCGGCUGGUGUCCAGCGACACCCUAGUGUUGGCUACGCGCAAGCGCCUCCGACACCGCUCUCCUAUGCACCACCGGUUCCCUCGCUACCGCCGCCACCCCCUCCGCGAGGCCCAGAUCAUCCGUAUGGAAGUCGUUUGUCGCCCCAGUAUAGCACUCCUUCUCCCGGGACACCUUACGGGUUGGCUCCAACGACCUCAUCCUACAACCUUGCCUCCCCGUCAACCCCGGGCGCAACCUAUGUGUCAUCGUUUGCCGGCAUGGGUUCAGCGCAGUCUCGCCCCUACUCCAGUGGAUCCUAUGGACCGUCCUCUCCCCGCCGAUCUGAGUCCGCCACCGCUGCAUCUCGUGAGGACCAACCCCCAGAACCUCCCGCCCAUGCGUCGUCAGGCGACGACUUGUACGGAAAACGACCGAGCUUGACUCGUCCCGGAUCUGGACGAUCUCUGCCAACCCCGCCGAUCUACCCACCUCAACCACAAAUGUCACCGCAGAGAACAGAUACUUUGACUCGACAUCCUCAGUCGCGCCCACUGCCUGGUCCACCAGUCGACGCGGAGGACGAUUCUGCUCCAUUGACCAACGGAGGGAGUUUACAUGGCAGAGCGGAUGGAAGAGCCGCCUAUGAUGACCUGUUGAAAGAAGUCGAGGCGGCAGUGUUAGAGGCUGGGGACCGAAGUAGUCUACGAUCGUUACGUUUGGAGGCGCAGAACUCCAACCACGGAGGGGAUGGAAUGCGUCUCUCUCCUGAUGAGAGGCAUACGCACACCAAUGGUAAUAUGGCUACGGGAACGGGGCAGUAUGUCAAUUAUGAUGCCUACAGCGACGACAGCGAUGCCGAGGCGGCCGCAGGUCUCGCGAUGUUGCAGAUGGCCGAUGAGGAAGACAGGAUGCGGGCUGAGCGUCUGCAGGAACGCGAACGACGCGAGACAAAUGCGUCCAUCAUCAGUGCAUAUGCCAGCCAACAACCGGCAGAGACGGGUGAUGAGGUAGCACGGUACGGCGGAAACCUCAGGGGGCAGAACCAGUACGAGGAGACAGACGUAUCCACCGACGAGUACGCUGAUGCAGUCGACCAUGGCCGACUGGCGCCCACCUCCGGCUCGCUGAGGAGCUCGAACGUGUCAGCGGAGGAUCGCGGGGAAUACUCGGACGACUACGAGUAUCCUCCUAUGACCCAGGACGCUGAAUAUCCCUUCGAACUGGUGCCGUCCCAUGCGCGCGUUGACGCCGGCGGCACAGGUGGACUGUCCGAACCUAGUGCCUAUGGACGGCGGAUGAGCUUCGAUUAUGGGGAUGAGGGAACGUUAUCGCCCGUGCGUCGUUCCCAUCAAUCGGGCAGCGACGACUCAGACGGAGGAGAAGAACCCGGAGACCUCUUUUUUCACCCCGGCAUGCGGCCCCUACCGCCAGCGCCGGUGGAACCUGCGAACAGAGCUGAUUUAAUCCCGCAUUUGAUGCCGGCGGGGACGUACCGGCAUCAGGAGCAGGGAGAUUGGCAGAGCGAUACUCAGUAUACACCCUCCUACUACCCCGUUACUACUGACUCGUACGGGCCGACCGUGCCUAGCCCCUCAUCUCAAGUUCCACGGUCGAGCUCUUUAUCGAGUCACCCGAUUGGACCUCGUACUGACCCCCCUAUCAGAUCCAAGACCGAUGCAGACCGGGCCAAGUACAAGCAACAGCAUGACCUGCACCGUCAAUCGGGGUCACCGAAGAAGUUCAAUCCUACCAAACUGUCCACGGAGCAGUUCCGUCGUUGUACGGAACCGUGGGCGCUGAGUGCCAUUCUCGAAUGGAUUCGGGAGCUCAGCGAGGAAGAGACUGAUCUCAAGGAGCACACGAUAGUCGAUGCCAUUGUCGCUUUGUUCACUCAUAAGGUGCCGACGAUGAACAUUGCGGAUGCAGAAACACUAGCCGCCCGUGUCGUGCAGAACAUGUUGGCGGAGGAGGCCUUGAUCAAAGAAGAGGAAUGGGUUAAGUUCGGCAAUGGCUCUUUGUCCGGUGUUUUGUUCCAGAUUACCGGCACAGGAUGCUAUUCAUCUCGGUUGCACGAGCAGGAAACCGAGGUCUUUGGACGCUGCUACUCCCAUCACUGUAUGCGAACGUUGAAGAAAGUGAACCUGCGAACACAAGUGAUGGAGCAACAGAAGAAGGCCGAAGAUUGGGUGACCUUCUACAAAGUCCCGAAGGAGUUGUGGGAGUCGUAUCCGAAGAAGGAAAUUGACCGCCAGAAUAAUCUCCACGAGAUCGUGACCACAGAGGACUCCUUUAUUGGGCAAUUGGAUGUUCUGCGCGAAUUGUAUCGGGAUCAGCUAGCGGGUAUGCAGCCAAGCAUCAUUCCUCCAAAACGCGCCAAUAAGUUCUUGAAAGAUGUUUUUGGCAAAGUCGAUUUGGUGAAGAGGGUUAAUGAGGAUUAUCUCUUGGCCCAGUUGAAGUAUCGCCAGAAAGAACAGGGUCCCUUCAUCGGCGGUUUCAGCGAUAUCUUCCGCGAAUGGAUCCGGAAAGCCAAAGCAGUCUACAUUGACUAUGCGGCAACGUUUCCUCAUGCCAACUAUCUUGUUAGGAGUGAAGCGGAGAGGAAUAUUCAAUUCCGGCAUUUCCUUGAGCAGGCCCAGAAUCACAAGUUAUCAAAUCGUCUGAGUUGGGACACUUACCUGAAAGCCCCUAUCACCCGAAUUCAGCGGUAUACUUUGUUGCUCGCCACUGUGCAUAAGAAUAUGCUCAAGGAUAGCGAGGAAAAGGCAAACCUGGCGCAAGCAAUUGAAGAAAUUAAGCUGGUUGCCUUGGAAUGUGACAAUAAGGUGGGUGAAACAAGCAAGAAGGUUAGUCUCAUGGAACUAUCCGCCAAGUUGCAGCUCCGCCCAGAGAUGAAGAGGGAAGUCGAACUGAAUCUGGAACAUCUGGGGCGUGAAAUUGUCCACCAAGGGAUACUGCAGCGGCCAGGCACCCGAACCCGUUUCUUACAGGAGACCUAUGCCAUCCUUUUUGAUCAUUAUCUGGUCCUAGCCAAGCCGGCUCCCAAAUACAAGGUUUUCGACGUGUCGAAAUUGCCGAUCCCCAUGGAUCUCUUAGUUGUUGAAAGCACCAAUGAAGAUCCUGUCGUCAAAUCCUCAGUUAGAGGCGUUGCCACUGUGACUCAGCCUCAGGCUGUGGCCACCCGCGCUGUAGAUGGCAAUGGUGCCAACGCUGCUGGUGCAGCGGCGGGCAAGACGAUUGUUCCCACCACAGUCCUUGAGAGUUCUACAGAUAACAAAAUCCUUUAUCCUUUCAAGAUCAAACAUCUGGGGAAGAACGGGACGUACACUCUCUAUGCCUCUUCCUCUCAGUCCCGACAGGAUUGGUGCGAGAAGAUUAUCGAGGCGAAAACAAAACAUGCUGCAGCCCUAUUUGCGCAGAAUGCGGAGCCUUUCAGACUCCGCGUGCUUGCAGAUACUGCCUUCGCUUCUUCAGACUAUUCCCCGCCCCCCAAGAGUGUUAUCAUCGAAGGUACGCCUCUGGAUCGUGCGAUUAAAGAUGUUGAACAGCGAUUUGCCGACCUUAAGAGACCGGCACCUGUCUGUCGGGCAAGCGUUCACUCUGCCACUGUCUUUCAACAGCCUCCUGGCCGUAUGAUGUGUGCAAUUGGGACUGAUAACGGGGUUUACAUCUCUGAAUAUAAUGAUCCUCGUGGUUGGGUUCGGGCAAUCCAAAUUCCCCGGGUGACGCAGAUCGCUGUCUUUGAAGAAUUCAAUGUAUUCCUACUCAUUGCCGACAAAUCCUUGAUUGCUUACCAUCUGGACGUUGUGUGCCCACCAAGUGGCGUCUCUACCCCAACGACGAGCGACUCGGCUCGCCGAGCGCCGCAGAAAAUAUCAGGAAGUCGUGAAGUGGGAUUCUUCGCUGCAGGACACAUGAAGGAUCGUACAUUGGUGAUGUAUAAAAAGCGAGAUGGGUUGUCCUCAACCUUUAAGAUCAUGGAACCAGUCUUGCAGAAAUCAUCAACGAGCAAGAGUCGUUUCUUCUCCCGCCGUUCGCAAACUGAAUUCUUCCGCGAAUAUGACGAGUUCUACAUUCCGGCAGAAAGUUACAGCAUCAAUAUGUUCCAUUCGUCCCUAGCAAUUUCCACCCAGCGCGGCAUCGAAAUUCUCACAAUUGAUAAGAAACAGACUUGGUCUGUUCCUGAUUUCCGCUCAGAGGCUCCAGAAGCACAAGCUCAGCUUACCAGUAUCGCCGCCCGUAUUACCAACCUACGCCCUCUGGGUAUGUUCCGUCUCAGUGAUAGCGAGUUCUUGGUUGUGUACGCGGAAUGCGCGGUUUACGUGAAUAAACAUGGAGAUGUGUCACGUAGUGUGGUCAUGGAGUUUGUCGGACGUGCCCAUACGGCCUGUCUCUACGGCAAGUUCUUGAUAUUGUUCAACGAAGACUUUGUUGAGGUGCGCAAUGCGAUGAAUGGUCGAUUGCGCCAGGUCAUCCCGGGACAUGGCGUCGUUUGUCUUGAUGAUGGCAGCAGCAUGCCUGGGUCUGGAGCAAAUAGUAUUCCCACCACCACAGGUGGCACGGUGAAUCUGUCCAGCGGAUUAUCCAACGGUGUUGCCCUGGCGAACAACGGCCGUACUGUCAAAAUCUGCAUGCAGCAUCCGGAAUAUGAACGGAACCAGGUUGUUCUCGAAUUAAUUGAGAACGAAGGACAAAAGGAUUAA
This is a messenger RNA of Aspergillus nomiae NRRL 13137, 5493 nucleotides long. Its product is annotated as putative Rho guanyl nucleotide exchange factor. NCBI's taxonomy places the organism in Eukaryota, Fungi, Ascomycota, Eurotiomycetes, Eurotiales, Aspergillaceae. The record is from RefSeq and is a predicted model, not a curated record. The coding region runs from base 1 to 5493 and encodes 1830 amino acids. Gene Ontology annotation, molecular function: guanyl-nucleotide exchange factor activity. The transcript has 5 exons.